AUGGACACGGCAAACCAGGGCCUCCGGCUGAAGAGAAGGGUGCUCAGAAAGCUCAAGAGCGGUGUCGAUCAGGAGCAGGACUACGACGACAACGACGAUGACGACGACGACGACGAGGAGGGACGCGAUGAUUCUGGGGAAGGCGUCCUUGCUACCUUGCACGAUCUCAAACGAAAAGGCGAAGAAUUAGUGGGAGGAGAGGAGGAAGCGGAAGAAGAGGAGAGCGCCGUCAGUGCCGCAUUUCUCGUCAGCUACUUUCUCGCGGGGGGAGCCGCGGGCGCUACAAGCAGAACCGUGGUGAGCCCGCUAGAAAGAUUAAAGAUCAUCAUGCAAGUACAGCCAAAGUCGAUGAAGGGCGACACGAAGCCGCACAAAGGUGCAUACAGCGGUGUUGUCUCUGGUCUCGUCAAGAUGUGGCAGGAGGAAGGCUUCAAGGGCUUUAUGCGUGGAAACGGCAUCAAUUGUCUCCGCAUAGCCCCAUACAGUGCUGUCCAGUUCUCCAGCUACGAGAUCCUGAAGAACUAUCUCAAGGACAAAGAUGGCGAGCUCGACGUGCCCAGGAGGCUCACAGCCGGUGCCUUGGCCGGGAUAGCCAGCGUCGUGUCGACCUAUCCUCUCGAUCUGGUCCGCUCCCGCAUCUCCAUUGCCAGUGCCUCUCUCUACGCCGACGCCAAAGCUGCCACCGGCUCGCUGUCUGAACCACCGGUGGACAGCAAGCCGAAGCGCAAGCCAAGCCGGGCAGAGGUGCGGCGCAUCAUCGAGGAGCGUCAGAAGAAGGUUCCUGGCAUCUGGGCCAUGACCGUCAAGGUCUACCGCGAGGAGGGUGGGAUAAGGGCACUGUAUAAGGGUUGCGUGCCCACGAGCGCUGGCGUGGCGCCCUACGUCGCCAUCAACUUUGCUGCAUACGAGGCUCUGAGGAAGCGCUUGGCCAACGAGGACGGCGAGAUCUCGACGGUUCGCAAGCUCUCCUGCGGUGCCUUGGCGGGAAGCAUCAGUCAGACGCUGACCUAUCCCCUCGAUGUCUUGCGAAGAAGGAUGCAGGUGUCGGGGAUGAAGGACAGCAAAUUGGGGUAUUCAGACAAGAGCUCUUUUGCGGCCAUCCGUACGAUUGUGACGAGAGAGGGCUUCUUUGGGCUGUACCGUGGCAUCGUCCCCAAUCUCCUCAAGGUCGCACCCUCCAUCGGGACGUCGUUUGUCACGUACGAGUUCGUGCAGCAGCUGGUGCAUCCUCAUCCGCCCCACCACCACCAUGACAACUCGAGCGAAACGAACAACGGAAAUGGGCAUUCGAAGCAUCAUUGA
Molecule: messenger RNA, 1302 nt
Organism: Acaromyces ingoldii
Lineage: Eukaryota; Fungi; Basidiomycota; Exobasidiomycetes; Exobasidiales; Cryptobasidiaceae
Product: mitochondrial carrier
Exons: 3
Coding region: 1-1302 (433 amino acids)
Biological process (GO): transmembrane transport
Source: RefSeq, a predicted model, not a curated record